Molecule: messenger RNA, 3934 nt
Organism: Oncorhynchus masou masou (cherry salmon)
Lineage: Eukaryota; Metazoa; Chordata; Actinopteri; Salmoniformes; Salmonidae
Product: zinc finger protein ZFAT-like
Biological process (GO): regulation of DNA-templated transcription
Molecular function (GO): RNA polymerase II cis-regulatory region sequence-specific DNA binding; DNA-binding transcription factor activity, RNA polymerase II-specific
Source: RefSeq, a predicted model, not a curated record
CCGCCAUAUUUGUUGUCGCAGAUUCGCCAGAAACCUUCCUCAAAACAAAUAAAAAUACGAUUUUCAAUUACUUAUUCAAUAAGUAAUGUAGAUAUAAAUAAAUGUACAUGUAACUCUUAGGGUAUUACGUUUUAUUUUACAAACAUGGCGACGUCAACUGCAGGUGGGACUUCCUCCAUCUUCAUGUGUAAACUGUGCAACCUGUUCUCUCCACACCGAGCACAGCUCCUCUCCCAUGUGUCUGAGAAGCACCACACAGAGGGGCUCAACCCUGAUGACAUCAUUGUGGUCCUCAUGCCAUUGACAGCUCCACUGGAGAAUGGUGGAGGUGAGCACCUCCUCAAAGCAACCAGGGAUACUAAUGGUGGAGAUAGCCCUGUUAAGAGAAAACGAGGACGUCCUAAGGGCUCAACCAAGAAGAUUGUAGCUGAUGGGCCCAUGACAGAGACUACUAGCCCCAACCAGAAAAAGCAGAAACAACAGACAAUAGAAGCCCAAUCAGAAGCUGGGCCAGUGGAUGAGGAAGAACCAGAGGACAACAAUGCCCUGGACUGCAAGAAGUGCAACCGUGUGUUCGGCAACAGGCGACAGAUCAUGAAACACAUCUGCUUGAUAGACCUCAGAGAGGAUGAGGAUCAGGAGGACAACGACAAAGAGUUUGAGGCUCAACCUGGCGCAGCAGAAGGCAAAGAGGAGGACAGGGAGAGAAGCUCAAAGAGGAUACGGCCACUCCGCUCUGAGAGGGUUUCUCUUGUGAAGGACCAGGAACCAGCAGGAGGCUCCAAGAACCCCAUCAUCAGUGUGGUUCUGACCGCUCAUGAGGCACUUCCUGGUGCGACCAGGAUAGUGCCGAUCGAGGCCACCCCGGCAGAGCCGGUUGCUCCAGCAGACACAGACCCUCAGGAGGCAGGACACAAGAGAGGGUUUCAGGAAUAUUCCAUACAACAAGCUGCUUAUGAAGUGCCAUUAAAGUCCAACAGAAUAGGACAGACCCAGUUGAAGAUCUUCACCUGCGAAUACUGCAACAAGGUCUUCAAGUUCCGCCACUCGUUGCAGGCCCAUCUGCGAACCCACACCAACGAGAAACCCUUCAAGUGUCCACACUGUGACUACGCCAGUGCCAUCAAAGCCAACCUCAGCGUUCACUUGCGCAAGCACACGGGAGAGAAGUUCAGCUGUGAACACUGCUCCUUCCAGUGCCUCAGCAAGGGCCACCUCAAGGUGCACGUGGAGAGAGUUCACCACAAGAUCAAGCAGCACUGUCUCUUCUGCAAAAAGAAGUACUCCGAUGUGAAGAACCUGCUGAAACACAUGAGGGAGAGCCACGACCUAGAGGACAAGAAGGUGAAGGACUCGUACCAUGAGUAUAGUCUACAGACCAGGGAAGGCAAGAGGCAGCUCCUCUACGAUUGCCAGAUCUGCGACCGCAAGUUCAAGAACGAGCUGGACCGUGACCGCCACAUGAUGGUUCACGGUAGCGAGAGGCCGUUCGGCUGCGAGCUGUGUGACCACGGCUGCACCAAGUUUCAGGCUCUCCAGGCUCACGUCCGUAAGCAUCCCUUCCUCUACGUGUGUGCCACCUGCCAGCAGAAGUUUGUCAGCUCCGUGCGGCUGAAGGCACACCUGAAGGAGGCUCACCCAGAGUCAGAGGAGGCGGUUGGGUUCUCAGAGUCCAUCAACAGCAGCUUCUGUCUGCUGGAGCCGGGGGACGACAUCAAGAGAGAGAUGCUGAGACAGGAUGAGAUCAGGAUGGCUGAGGAGCUAUCUCUACUCAACGCCCAGCAGGAGGAGGAGGAGGCCUUCACUGGUGACCCCUCAGAGGAACAGGAGGAGGCCCUCGCUGGUGACCCCUCAGAGGAACAGGAGGAGGCCCUCGCUGGUGACCCCUCAGAGGAACAGGAGGAGGCCCUCGCUGGUGACCCUUCAGAGGAACAGGAGGAGGCCCUCGCUGGUGACCCUUCAGAGGAAAAGGAGGAGGCCCUCGCUGGUGACCCUUCAGAGGAAAAGGAGGAGGAGGAGGCCCUCGCUGGUGACCCUUCAGAGGAAAAGGAGGAGGAGGAGGCCCUCGCUGGUGACCCCUCAGAGGAAAAGGAGGAGGAGGAGGCCCUCGCUGGUGACCCCUCGGAGGAAAAGGAGGAGGCCCUCGCUGGUGACCCUUCAGAGGAACAGGAGGAGGCCCUCGCUGGUGACCCUUCAGAGGAACAGGAGGAGGAGGAGGCCCUCGCUGGUGACCCCUCAGAGGAGCAGGGGGGGGGAGAGGAACAGGAGGAAGGACUGGGAGAGGGAGAGGAACAGGUAGUCCCUGAUCCAGGGCCUGAGGAGACAUGCGUGUUAAAUCAACCUGCACAAGAGGCUGAGACUCUACAAGACAGAACUGAGCCAAUCAGUCCUGAACAAACCCAGACAGCAAGAAAAGGCACGACCCAGGAAGUAAUCAGUGAAGAGAGAACUGAUAAGACACUGAUGGAGAAAGACAAGCCUCACGGGGAGAAUGAGGUCAUUGUGGCUGAACAAGACACUUUGGUAGAAAGGCCUUCAGGCAAGGAGGAGUCAGUGGUGGGCCACCAGCAGCAUCCAGAAGAAGACAAAGGUUCUUCAUCAACAUCACAAGGUCAUGUUGAGGAGACUCUCCGGUCUUUGGUUCUGAUUCAGGGGGAGGUCAUAGGUCAAACAAACGCUUCAGCUGGCCCACAAGGAGAAGAUGGCACAACGGAGGAGAGGAGCGCUUUCCAACAGAUUCUAGAUAAGUUGCAGAAAAGGCAGCUGAACAUGGUUGUCUUUGACAGAAUCCGAAAAGUAUACUGGGACCUGGAAUGUGAAUACUGUGGAAAGCUCUUCUGGUACCAAGUGCACUACAACAUGCAUGUGCGUACUCACACAAAAGAGCAUCUACAUUACUGUACCCAGUGCAGCUAUUCGUCCAUCACCAAGAACUGUCUGAAGCGACACCUGAUCCAGAGACACAGUAACAUCCUGCUGCAGUGCCCCAUGGAACACUGUCAGUACUGCACACCUGACAAGUACAAGCUGCAGGCACACCUCAAAACACACUUUGACAAUGAGAAGAAAAGCUUUGCUUGCCCUGUGUGUGAGGAAACGUUCACUGAAGAUAAACUUAAGCAUCAUAUCAAGAGCUUUCAUCCAGAUACGCCGAUGGACACCAUCUCCGAGGCGCUUGGGGUGCGGGUGCAGAUGAAGGGCUUGAUCGGGAAGAGAGCGUCUAAGUGUCCUUACUGUGACAGCUACUUCAUGAGGAACGGAGCUGAUCUGCAGCAGCACAUCUGGGCUCACCAAGGAGUGAAGCCCUUCAAGUGUUCCCUGUGUGACUACGCCAGCCGCAGUAAGAGCAACCUGAAGGCCCACAUGAGCAGACACACCACGGAGAAGACACACCUGUGUGACAUGUGUGGCAAGAAGUUCAAGUCCAAGGUCACUCUGAAGAGCCACAAGCUGAUGCACACAGAGGACGGUAAACAAUUCCAAUGUACAGAGUGUGAUUACAGCGCUGCACAGAAACCUCUACUGGUACGACACAUGGAGCAGCACGCCUCUUUCAAGCCCUACCGCUGCGGUCACUGUCACUACUCCUGUAACAUAGCAGGACCCCUGAAGAGACAUUACAGAAAGAAGCACCCCAACCAGGAGUACUGUAACGCAGGGCCUGGGCCAGCCACCUCUGAGGCUGUGGAGCAGCAAGGUGAGUCGCUCAGCAGAGACACACCGAUCUCUGUGUCUCAUACUGUACCAACCAGGAGUACUGUAACGCAGGGCCUGGGCCAGCCACCUCUGAUGCUGUGGAGCAGCAAGGUGAGUCGCUCAGCAGAGACACACUGAUCUCUGUGUCUCAUACUGUACCAACCAGGAGUACUGUAACGCAGGGCCUGGGCCAGUCACCUCUGAGGCUGUGGAGCAGCAAGGUGAGUCGCUCAGCAGA